GGUGGCGGACCGAAUGAAACAAAUCUGUCAAGUUAUCUCUUCAAGACUCAUGAUGCGUCCUGGAGUGAUGGUUUACUUUCCAUCGAAGCUGGAUCUGGAUUAGGUGUACUGGAACAUCUCCUGCAAAGUAAUCCCACGCUCUUCGGAACCUCUUGUUCUGCAUCCCAAAUUCUUUCGUGGGUUAGAUCCUACCUCAUUACACAUGCGCAUCUAGAUCAUGUCAGUGGUCUUGUACUUGCCGCAGGAUCCCUCGGUGGUCCGACUCGCCGCAUAUUUGCCACGCAGGGCGUCCUGAAAGAUAUGCAGAUGAUAUUCUCAGAUCGCCUCUGGCCAAACCUAGCCACAUGGAAUCCACGAAAUACCUCAGCAAUACUACUCUAUAGCCAACUUACCGUCUGCGAUCGUUAUAUCUCCAUUGCACCUGACGUCUCUGUCCGGGUGAUGCCCAUCAGCCAUGGUCAGACCUCGACACAGCAGACCUACGACAGCACGGCAUUCUUCGUGAGGCAUGAUCUCUCAAACAGACAGUUCCUCUUCUUUGGAGAUGUUGAGCCCGACACUGUGUCCGCUAAGCCCCGAAAUAUUAACGUAUGGCGCGCCGCGGCGCCGAUGAUCCCCCUUGCUCUCGACACGAUCUUCAUCGAGUGUUCCUAUCCAGCAGGGCGGCAGAACGAACACCUAUAUGGGCAUCUGAGCCCCGAGCACCUCGCAGCUGAACUCGCCGUCCUCGCACAGGAGGUAGCGACGGUGCGGAAUAGCGAGAUAGCACAAGCUCUCAGGGAUAUCCGAGUUUUCAUCACGCAUUGCAAGGACGACCUCACCGGACAGUAUCACGAGCCCAUCAAUCUUGUGAUCGCAGCUCAGGUGCGGAGUCUGGUAAACCACCAGAAUCUGGGGGCCCAAAUCAUUGCGGCAGAGCAAGGGAUGCAGAUAAGUAAGUCACCGUCAGAUGCUCGUUCCCCCCCCCCCCCCCCCCCCUUCGCUCUUAGCUGA
This is a messenger RNA of Phanerochaete carnosa HHB-10118-sp, 993 nucleotides long. RefSeq lists its product as uncharacterized. The annotation marks the transcript as partial. The transcript has 5 exons. The record is from RefSeq and is a predicted model, not a curated record. Gene Ontology annotation, molecular function: 3',5'-cyclic-GMP phosphodiesterase activity; 3',5'-cyclic-AMP phosphodiesterase activity. Lineage: Eukaryota; Fungi; Basidiomycota; Agaricomycetes; Polyporales; Phanerochaetaceae. Gene Ontology annotation, biological process: negative regulation of glucose mediated signaling pathway; cAMP catabolic process; cGMP catabolic process.